Paraglomus occultum is the source of this 471-nucleotide messenger RNA. Lineage: Eukaryota; Fungi; Glomeromycota; Glomeromycetes; Paraglomerales; Paraglomeraceae. The record is from the annotation of a GenBank genome assembly.
AUGGCAAACACACAAUCCAAAGUCGAUACAUUGGAAGAACAGAAUUCCAAACUUAUAGCUGAGAUUGCUGAGCUUAGAAAGGAGAAUGCGAAGCUGAAGCAGAUUAUCGAGGAGAAUGAAAAGCGCAAUGUUAGAGUCGAGGAAUUAGAGCAAAAGAAUAUAGAGCUUGAGACUAGGCUCGCUAUAUUAGAACAGGGAAAAGAAGAAAAAAGUAUUUCUACAGAAGAUGUUUCGCACUCUCCAAUAGUGUUACAUUGUGGUGAUACCCCGAUAUCUGAUAUAACUGAUGACACUUUAAAUUCUGAUGACACAUCUGAACAGGUGGGCUUGCAAAAUAAGGAUGCUCCGGCAUCUGAUGUAUCCAAUAAUGUUUCAAAUUCUGACGAAUAUCAGUCUCGAGUCUCCAAUUCAUCUUUGACUAUAUUACCUAUAUGUCAGCAGACUGGAGAAGACGGGCAUAUCGCUGUUUAA